AUGAAUACAUUCAGAUUGUUCAUUUGGUUCCUAUUGAUUUGUCAUCCACAACAAGCCAGAGAAAUCAUGAUUUCUGGAAUACUUCAUAGAAGUUUAUUACCAAACCUGGUCGUCUGCUAAAUAAGUCAAACAAGCCACUAAAGAUAUUUGAAGCUUACUGAGAUGAUCUUCCCUCUGGUGAAACAUCUAUAAAAAUGGCAAUGGAUGGCUUAAUCAUUCAUAAAUUAACUCUUUAUCUUGGGGCUAAAUGCCUUGUUGUAUAAGCACCUCUCUUCUCAGUACAAUUAAAUACUGGAUUGCAAUUGACUCAGCCUUCAUCCAAAAUGCCUGACUUUGAUGAUCUUUUGGAACACAUUGGGGAAUUCGACUUCUUCCAGAAAAGGGUGUUUUUUCUCAUUUGCUUUCUCUCAGUUGUCUUUGCCCCAGUCUACGUAGGAAUUGUUUUCCUAGGGCUUAUACCAGAGCACCGUUGUUGGACUCCGGGAGUUACUGAAUUAAGCAACCGGUGUGGCUGGACUCUUGAAGAUGAACUGAAUCACACUGUUCCAAAAGGGACAUCCAAAGAGGAUACUUUCACCCCUCAAUGCAUGAGAUACAACGUCAGCUGGAAUGAAAGUGGCCUGAGCUGUACAAAUCCCCUGGAAGACUUCACCAGUCUGGAGAACAGGAGCCUCGUUGUGACCACUUGUCAAGAUGGCUGGCUUUAUGAUGCUCCAGUCAUGUCCAUUGUGACUGAGUUUAACUUGGUUUGUGGAGAUUCCUGGAAACUAGAUAUGUUUCAGUCAGCUGUGAAUGCUGGGUUUCUGGUUGGAUCUAUAUUCGCUGGCUACCUAGCGGACAGAUUUGGACGGAAAGUAAGCCUUUUAAUUUCUGUCCUGGUAACUGCAAUCUCUGGAGUACUCGUUGCCUUCUCACCAAACUACUUAUGGUCUGUGAUAUUUCGUUUCAUCCAAGGCCUGUUCAGCAAGGGCAGCUGGAUGGCAGGUUACAGUUUGCUCACAGAAAUUGUUGGCCCAAGCUACAGGAGGACUGUGGCCAUUCUCUAUCAACUAGCCUAUGCCUUUGGCCUCCUCAUCCUCAAUGCUUUGGCUUAUGUAAUUCCCAAUUGGCGGUGGCUUCAACUUGCUGUUACUCUUCCAAUGUUCCUUCUCUUACUCUACUACUGGUGCCUCCCUGAGUCACCCAGGUGGCUGAUCACUCAAGGACAGAAUGCCCGAGCUCUGAAAAUUGUGGAUGAAAUUGCUAAAAAAAAUGGAAAAGUUGUACCUGCCUUUUUUGAGAAUAUUAAUCUUGAAGAAGAACAUGUAGAUGACACAAAGCUUAGCCCUUCACUGCUGGACCUUGUGAGGACACCACAGAUCAGGAAAUACACAUUAAUUUUGAUGUAUAACUGGUUCACAAGUGCCAUAAUGUACCAAGGACUUAUUAUGCACAUAGGAGUUGCUGGUGGAAAUGUUUACCUGGAUUUUUUCUAUGCCACCCUUGUUGAAUUUCCAGCUGCUUUCAUCCUCAUCAUCACCAUAGAGCGUGUAGGCCGUCGUUAUCCCUGGGCAGCAUCUAAUCUGGUGGCUGGAAUUGCUUGCCUGGUUACAGCUUUCAGCCCAGAUGAUAUGCAUUGGUUAAAGAUUCUUGCAGGUUCCUUUGGCAGGUUGGGAAUUACUAUGGCUUUUGAAAUGGUCUGCUUUGUCAAUGCUGAAUUGUACCCAACAUUUCUUAGAAACCUUGGCUUGAUGGUAUGUUCUUCUCUGUGUGAUUUUGGUGGAAUCAUAUCCCCAUUUAUAGUCUACAGAUUGGCAGAGAUCUGGCAUGAACUACCUCUUGUAGUCUUCACUGUCAUAGGGUUCAUAGCUUCUGGAUCAGUGCUGCUUUUGCCUGAGACCAAAGGGAGCACCUUGCCCGAGACCAUUGAUGACAUAGAAAACCUCCACAAACCUGCAUUAAACAAUCAAUCCUGAAGCAAAUUCAAGGUUAAAUAUUUUUGAAAUGUGUGUGCUCAGCUAUGGUCCAUAAAAAGUCCAGACCUACUCACUAACUAAUAAAAACAUUACACUAUAGAGUCUUUCAUUUGGACAGGUAUUUUAUACACACACAAAACACUCAUUUGUUCCACAUGUGCCUGUGUUAAACUGACAAACAUUGUCAAUAUAGCAAACGCAGCAGGUAAACAGUAAAAAUAAGCAGAGGGCAGUGAAAAUAAUACUUUUUACCUGAUAUUUAAACUUUGUGUUAUGACUGGAGGUUCUAGAUUUGUUAAAACACUAUUCCUCCUUUUUAUUUUAACUUUUGCGAUUUCAUUUUAGUUUUCUAUGCAUAUAUGUAUGCUGUAAAUCUUCUGUAGUGCUCAGAACCAAGAUAAACAUCCUUUUGCAGGUAAGAGACCAAUACAUAAAUAGAAAUUUUUAUAUUCUCCUGUUGGUUGCAGCAAAGUUGAAAAAUAGGCAGAGGGGUUAACAUUGGUGCAAAGCAUCAAGAGUUUGCCAGGACAAGUAAGGAAAUGAAUAUGGGUGUUUUGGUUCUGGCUGUGCAGGCCUAGAACUGGGAAGGAGUCAGAUGUAGAGGAAUGAUCACCCUUGCUAAGAUAAACAGAGAUUAAGAAAAAGCAAUAAAAGGCUUCUCAUUGGAUAACUUUGAAUCAGGAAGUCGACGUGGGAGAUGUCUAGAAGGAAAUGAAGGUUUGAGAAUGGAGAGAAAGAAACAGAAUCCAGAAGGAUUGGGUGGCUGGGUGGGGGAACAAGCUUGGAUGCACAUACCAAUCUAUCCCUGAUUCACAAAAAUGGGUGAAUCAAGGACAGAAAAAGAAACAGAAUAUUUGUUAAAAAGAAAAAAGAUAACAUAAACAGCUAAAGGGAAUAUGAGCCAAGUCUUAAGAUAGGGAAAAAGGCCAUCCAUGAGUAGAUAAGAGUUAAAGGAGAGAGGCAGCAAAAACUACUUUUCUCCCUGUAGUUUUUUUGUCUAGCAGAUUUCCACUCAUGCAACCAAUAAAGGUAGAGAGGUGCCAAGCGUGCAAAGAUUUGCAAGUACAGCACCAGCUUAGGCAAUGCAGAAAGGCAGAGGCAUCUGUUGGGGGAAACUGCACAGCAGAUCAAUCAGCUGUGGAAGGAUGGAAGCUCGGAGGACCAAGAGGAAGAACAGAUAGGAUUCAGAUGGGCCAGACAGGAAGAAAUUUACAGAAUAACAUAGUUGGAAGGGACCUUGGAGGUCUUCUAGUCCAACUCCCUGA
Molecule: messenger RNA, 3220 nt
Organism: Notechis scutatus (mainland tiger snake)
Lineage: Eukaryota; Metazoa; Chordata; Lepidosauria; Squamata; Elapidae
Product: solute carrier family 22 member 2-like
Biological process (GO): transmembrane transport
Cellular component (GO): membrane
Molecular function (GO): transmembrane transporter activity
Source: RefSeq, a predicted model, not a curated record